Molecule: messenger RNA, 987 nt
Organism: Aphanomyces astaci
Lineage: Eukaryota; Oomycota; Saprolegniomycetes; Saprolegniales; Verrucalvaceae
Exons: 1
Coding region: 6-896 (296 amino acids)
Source: RefSeq, a predicted model, not a curated record
GACGGAUGCACGAUUUUGAUUGGCUAACGUUACUAAACUCGGGUGCGCUCACGACCAUGGCGACCGAAGGCGGUGGCAACGGACACGACAUGGCAGACAUGAUGAAGCUGUACACCGAAGGUAUGCAAGCUCAGUUUGGCGCUAUGAUGGGAAAGUUCCGCGCUAGUAUGGAACAAAGCGUUGGAAUGUCUCGCAUGAUGAACGACAUGAUGGAGCACCUGCUCCUACAAAGCCUCGAUGUCAAGUGCGUUGUCACAGGUGACGGCGCAGCCGCCACAACGCUCCACUUGGACGUGAGGAAUACAGGUGCCAUUCCAAUCCCAGUUGUGUGUUGCACAGUCUCCAUCCGCCGUCGGUUCCCAGCGUCUCCCGCCGACGACACCGACGACACCGACGACACCCUCCUCGUCGUCAAGACCACUCCCGCCGACCUUGACGUUGGCUCACACACUUCCACGGUGCUCCCACUCGACCUUCCUUCCCUCGACCAGUACAACGGACAGGUCGUCGUGUCCUGCGUAAGUCCAGGAAGCGGCCAACGGCUUCAGAAAUCGAAUGACUUUAGCGUGUACCUGUUGCAACAACUGGCCAUUCGACCACUCCUGCAGCCUGUCGACGUGGAGGCAUCAUCGGUCACGUCGGUUGCCCCGCUGGACCUCCAUGGCCUUCGACAGGCGCUUCAGAUUUGUCCCACUGACGGCAUCGUCCUUGCUUCCCACGGCCACUAUACCAUCCAGUCAUCAGCCGCCACCUCUCCCUCAUUCGUCCUCGCUGUGUCGCAAAUCGACGCCACCACGUGCCACGUACAUGUCACUAGCAUAACUGCGACAGAGUCACAACCUUGGACAGCCCACGAUAUUGUGUUCGAAGUCGAAGCGCUAGCUCGUGUAACGUAAUGGAAUACGAUGCUGCAUCUUUGGCAAUAGAGUGUUGCUUGCUUUUCGGUACUUCCAUAACGUGGUCAAUACAAACAUAAUUUUGUACAGC